AUGGAGAAGAUAAAGGAAAACAUUGAGAAAGCGCAGGAAAAGCAGAAGAUGACGUAUGAGAAGAAAGUGCUGAAGAAACACAAGGAUGUAGUGUACAGUGCUGGCAAUGAGGUCCUUCUUUACAAUAUGAGGAAGCGUGGUAGAAAAGGAGGAAGGAUAGAGCCUGACUUCUCUGGUCCUUACAUUAUCAAGGAGGUGUGUGGCAAGGUGGUGAAACUGGCAAAUUCUGACGGGGUUACACUUAAGAAUAAGAUCAGUAUAGACCACAUCAAGCCAUACAGAAGAAGUGAGGAAAGCACAGUCCACAGGCAGGAAGGUGAUGCCGAAUUGCCUGAGGAAAUCAGCACCUGCGUGUCCUCCAUACUACAAAGGACCUCUGUCAUCUGUUUUGCUGCACCGAAGAAGGAGAGCACUAUUGAGGUACCACCAAAGAGAAUACCCAAAUCAAUAUAUAUGUAUAGAUAUAUAUGUAUAUACAUUUUUUUUUGUUUGCAUAUAGCUUGCCUUGCAUUACAUGUAGUGUGCCUUGUUCUAUCUCUUCUUCCUAUUCUUCCUUUAUGUAGUAUUUUAGUUUAAAGUAAUGUUACAUGUAAGUGAUUAACAUUAAUCUUGAUAUUUUUUUUAAGCCAUCCGCAUCUUUGAUUGUCAUGCACAGCAUAGAAGACAGAGGUAGCAGUUACUGGGUUCUAAUAUUUUUGUUUGACCCUGUUGGUCAUUUGUUUGGCCAUGCCCUAUUGGCCUGGCCUUUAACUAUGUUGCCCUUUCUGGCAUUUUUUUUUUAUUUUUAUGAAGUUGCCACUGUUUGGCAUUGUGUUUCAUCCAUUUCCUGUUAUCAUUAACCAUACAAGUUUUAGAUUAUACCAAAGAACCUAUACAGGUUGAGUUAUUCCCCUUGUCAGAAAUGCCUCUUAACAUAAGUGAAUGCAUUUAGGAAGAUUAGUAUAUAUAAUGUGUUUUCUUCAGAUUGGGUGUUAUAUUUAGAUGAUGCUUUAUUUGGACACAAUUUGUAUUUUUUCAAUACUUAAUUUUAUGAUAAGGCACACUCAACCUGUAUUAGCUUUGGCUCCCAAAUGUACACUACAUACCUGGAGUUAAAAUAGCUUGCUGUAUUUUUUUUUUUUUUCUUAAAAUGCUGUGGGAAGCUGAAGAUGAUGGCUCUGUGGAAGCAGUUGUGGGACCAUACAAGCUGUAUGUUUCAUCGUUUCGUACAAUGCAUGGCAAUAAGUGGCUGGUUGAUGAGGUAAGAAUAAACAUUGGUAAUAAUUAAUCAAAAGCAAAAAUAUGAAAAAAAAAAUUAUAUAUACCUAUCUAAUAAAAACAUUUUUUUGAUGCAGGUGAUUGAUGCAUAGAUUCAUCAUCUGAUUGUGAAGCAGCAUCAGGCAAGUGUGAAUUACGUUCAUUCUUCUGUUAUGUUUGUUGCGUUGUUAUUUUGCAUAUUAACUUUUUUUUAAUCUACUGAAACAAGGAUCCUGUUCGACAGUUUGAUGCUGUCCUGCCAUCUGUAUUAUUUUACGGUGAAAUAGAAAAGCUUGGAAAGGUUAGUGACUUGUUACAAUUCCAGUUAUACAUAUUAAAUAUAUUGCUUUCUACCUUUUCCUCAGAAAGAUCCUCGAAGAUCUGUGGUUAUGCCCUGUGAACGUUGGAGCUCACUGGAUUAAUUUGGUAUUUAUUAUUGAACAAAUUGUAUUGUUUUUUUUUUACUUAAGUUGUCACGCACUAUUAUAUUCUAUGUAAUUAUGAUAUAUAUAUAGAUAUAUCAAACUACAACCCUAUGACACCACAAUGCUCAUUUUCGCUGUACAGGGUUAGCAAAAAGUAGGUAUACAGUUGAAUCAAUGCAACUGCUGCAGAAUCCACUUUUUAUAUCUGCACUUCACUAUUCUUUCCAAAUUCCACACUGAUAUUUAAAUGCAUGAAAUUGAAAUGACACUUUCUUAUGUUGUGAAGUUCAUUGAUUCCACUGUAUGUCUACUUUUGGUUCACCUGGUAUAUUAAAAAUAUCAAUGUCAUCAACAAACUUGUGUGAUUUCCCAAUAUAUUUUUUAGGUUGUCAUCAUGUCCAAGAAGGCCAUUGCAUUGAUGGAUCUGAUGGGAAAUGAAAACAGCUAUAUUUCUAAAGUGCAACGGAACUGGAAGUAAGUGUGCUUCUGUAAACACUUUUAACUUGGCACAAGCUUCAAUUAAAUAGUGAUGCAUUUUUUUUAUAUACCGGUAUAUAUUUUUUUAAUGUAUUAUUUUUUUUAAUAGUAUCUUCUUGAGGAUGUACAAGCCGGAAGAACAGGCAGCACAAUGGAGCACAUGGAUAAUGUUUCACAGCAACCAGCAGGAUUUCAGUAGCUGUGGAGUUUUAAUCUUGAUGGUAAAAAGUUUUCUAACAUAGUGAAAGCCAGUGAUAACAAAUGUGAACUGCGGUUAUAAAUGUGAAUUGUUAUUUUACAGUUUGCCAAGGAGUUCCUAUGGACAAGAACAAUCUCUGAAGUGAAGACAUCUGCGGAAUAUAUAACGGAUGCACGACUGGAAAUAGCUUGUGCCCUACUCCAGUAUAAAGGUCAGGUCGAUCACACAAUGCAUGAAAGCUUUGUCUUGAAAAAUUGUCUUCAUACUCAAUCCACACUGAUGAAAUCAUUGCACCGGAAACAUGUGUUGUAUUAUUAAUUCACUCCAUAAACACUAAUUGUGAACAUACACAUUCACUUACAUUUUAACAUGCAGCACCAUAACAUACGCUGUUUUUAAUUCUUUUUGUAGGUGCGGUAUGAGUCCUAACAGGAUGGCCCCUGUGUGUGGCCCCAUAAUUAAUAGACCUAAAAACAUGCAAUAAGGUGAGUAUACUGUAAUUACAUUUUGGAAUAGAAGGAUUGUUUAAUUAUUAGACCACUCCAUUUAUACUUAUAUUGUAUGAGAGGUUCCUGUGUGCAGAAUAUUUUAGAGAGUCCAGUAAGACAAACAAACUUAAUCCCAUCCCUUGUACUUUUCAUGAUCUACUAGUCUUUAUUUUCAAUCCCGUUCCUUUUAUGCUGUAUUCACUCUUAAUGUUAUAAUACUUUUGUACUUGUCACUUACUCCUGUAGCUAGUUAUUCACACUAACAUUUUCUUUUUUUUUUUUUUCUUGUUUGUCAACUCUGCUGAGCACUGCGUCCAGUGGCAUACGAGGGAGAUGAAGGGUUCCAUGUUUGAUACUCACGGAGAAGGUAGAGUAUUGCAUUUGAAGUUAAUUUUCGGAUCUUCUAGUCUCCAUUUCCAAUCAAUUUGUUUCCUUUUUAUUCUGUUUUUUUAUUUUAAUUUUGUAAUACUUUUGUACUUGUUACUGACUCCUGUGGCUACUGUAACGCCAUUCUCUCUAACCAUGUUUUUUAUUUUAUUUUUUUGGUGUGUCAUCGGCCAGUUGAUUGUACACUGAAUUCUGAUGCUUCACACAGGUUAAGGUAGGUAGCAGGCUUUGGUCCUAGUGUGGUUAUUAAAAGGGCACUGUAGGUACUGUAACUGCUUCUUAUUUGGAAAGUGGUAAUGGUGUCUAGAGUCCGCUGGUACUGUCCUUACAUUCUGUUAUUCACUUAUAAUGAGAAGAACUUAGUGUGAGCAGCAGUGAUUUGAUUAUGUCAGUUAACCACUCAGUCUCUCACAGUGCCUAUUGCUUGUAUCAAAUCAAUCUGGCUAGUAUGAUGUGUAAUCUCUCCCUAAGACACACCCACAUUUGCGGCAGGGCUGUGGUUGGCCAUGAACCUUUUUUUAGUGUUAAACUGCACAAAAUGGUUUAAUACUGACUGGAUAGACAGCUCCAGAGGACUCUAGGUGAAAUAAGCACUUCAUUGAGAUCAACUGUUAAUAGGGCCUAUAUUGAGCCUUUAAGGUAGCAAGCUGCAUCCCAAGUCAGAACAUUAAGGCAGUAGCAGGCUUUGUUUGUAGUCAGGUCAUUGAUGUAGGUAACAGUCUGUGUCUCAAUUAUUAAAGCUUAUAGCAGGCUUUGUCUUUAAGUCUCUAUGGAUGUUGGGUUCAGGGCAAAUCUAAAUUAAAAUUAGUAAUUUAAAGCUCAACAAUGGCCCUUGUAGCUGUUGCAUGCUACAUUUCCAUUGAUGCUUAACCAGAGUGUAUUAGUUAUUGAUGAUCCAAACCAAUCAUUUUACCUUUUAAUGGUAAUGCCGUACCAAGGAUUUAACACACAUGAUGUGGCGCUGGAAGUAACACAACCAGGACUCACAAUGUGACAUGCUGCAGCCGCAACUGAUAUCCCCUUAAUAUCAGGGGGGAAUGAUACAGUAAAUAUUUUAGCUUAGUCUUUUUAACUGAACAUUGGACAUGCCAUUCAAAAGCUCUAUCCUUCCAGACAGACAGGGAAAGUCACUAUUAUCGAAAACUAGUGUAGACAGCGCUGCAUAAUAUGUUUGAACUAUAUAAAUAACUAACUUAUUACAAGUGGGAAUAAUAGUACAUAUUUAAAAUCUUUAAAAGGACACUUAUUUUUUUAAAGUAGGCUUUAUGUUUUCAGUUUCAUUAUUUGUUAACCACCAUCCUCAAUCUUCUGUUCUGUGUUUUCUUAGAUUGGUGGUAAGAGCAGGUGGUAAGAGCAGGGAGAUCCUCUGCAUUUUACACUCCCUUAGUGAUGGUUCCAGUGCCAGAGACAAACCCACCAUUAACCUAAACCUGCUGAAACCGAAAACUUCCUUCUCCACUGGGCUGCUUCGUAACACAUGCUGCAGACAUGACGUAACCUUCAUCUUCCAGUGA
Pelobates cultripes (western spadefoot toad) is the source of this 4726-nucleotide messenger RNA. NCBI's taxonomy places the organism in Eukaryota, Metazoa, Chordata, Amphibia, Anura, Pelobatidae. The record is from the annotation of a GenBank genome assembly.